Molecule: messenger RNA, 330 nt
Organism: Caenorhabditis remanei
Lineage: Eukaryota; Metazoa; Nematoda; Chromadorea; Rhabditida; Rhabditidae
Exons: 2
Coding region: 1-330 (109 amino acids)
Source: RefSeq, a predicted model, not a curated record
AUGAAUCUGAAUCCGCAUCUGGCCUCCACCUCGUCCACCUCGACAUCUUCCACUUCCUCCGCUUCAUCUUCCGAAUUCCCACGUGUCAGUGUCCAAUCCAGACAUGCUCCUCGCCUACCCCACCACCUCUCCAUAAACGGAGCAACUCAACAGACUCAUCACCCAAUUUACGCGUGCUCCGAUGAGAAUUCCUACUACGCCUCACCAAUAUUUCUGACACGAACGAUAGACGAACCUCCGAAGAAGCCAGCGCCCACGUUGAGUCGACAAUCGACGUGUCGACCGACAAGUCAGUUGUAUUUGCCGAGUAAAAAGAGGAAAACUAGGUGA